This is a messenger RNA of Girardinichthys multiradiatus, 3671 nucleotides long. Its product is annotated as adhesion G protein-coupled receptor G3-like. The record is from RefSeq and is a predicted model, not a curated record. Gene Ontology annotation, cellular component: membrane. The transcript is spliced from 17 exons. The coding region runs from base 284 to 2431 and encodes 715 amino acids. Gene Ontology annotation, molecular function: G protein-coupled receptor activity. Lineage: Eukaryota; Metazoa; Chordata; Actinopteri; Cyprinodontiformes; Goodeidae. Gene Ontology annotation, biological process: adenylate cyclase-activating G protein-coupled receptor signaling pathway; cell surface receptor signaling pathway.
UACAAAAAUUCAUUAAAGAGAAAAACUGGUACAUCAUAACAUAAGCAGGCCCUCUAUCAGUCGCAAUACAGGGAAAUUGCUAAACUGUGUGGGAUAGUGAUGUUAUAUUUGCAAGUGAAAUAGGGUGAAUAUGAUACCACGUAGGGAUAUAUGCUUGGUAACAGAAGGCAAUGCAGAAUUCAUCUGAAUCAUGUAAAAGAAGCAGCUGUUCAUCAAAGCAGGACUUAAAGGCGCACGUAACCUCCCGUUUUGAUCAAGUUAAUUGUUCUUGUAUUCUCCGAAAAUGUCACUGUCAGUUGUAACUCAUCACUGGAUGUUAGCUUUAAAGAUAUUUAUUCUCUUUUUGGGAUUUUUGCUCCAGUACCACAUUUGCGAAGCAUCAAACUCGGAGAAAAUCAGAAACAUGCUGUUUAUCAGUGCUACCUAUACUAAUGCAAGUUUUCCAUCAAUUGCCAUCUUUAAAAACGAGAGUGAAACUCAGCUUUGUUUUAACAUUCAGCCAAAAGAAAACAACAGCGGCUGUUGCAACAAUUUUAUUUGCCCAAUACGUCAGGACAGCAGCUUCAAUAGCACCCUGACUCUGAAUAAUAUGUCUCUCGAGAACCAAGACAUCGUAGUGUUGCUGAACACUUUUAAUUCCUCAUGUAUGCCCUCAAUUCUCUAUAGCUCAUCAAAUAGGCCUCCGGUGAUGAACAACAGUGGGGAAAGGUUGCCCCCUAGUGGUUUUAUCCUAAAUCUUCACAGGUGCUUGAGACCAGGUGGCAAGAAUAUCAGGCUGAGUAAGGAGGGCCUGUGUGGAAAAACUUUCAACCUUGAAGAAGAAAAAUGUCACGGUUCAAAAAAGACAAAUUAUGAUAUCCAAUUAAAACAACCAACAUCUUGCAAAAAAACCAUAUCUUGUAUUCUACCAGGGAAAAAGCCAGAGACAAUUUUAAUUGUUGAUGCUUUAAACAGGCCUAUAAAUGGAGCUGAAGCAGGAGCUAUCAUGAAAGAUCUUGUUUUCAAAGUGAGCCUGAUGGGCAAUGCAAGCACAGCAGAAAUCAAAAUGGGCAAUGUCACUGGGGUGCUUUCUAAACUGCCAAAACAAAAUCAAACAAGCAUGAAAUUUGGUUUCACAUUAAGUGGAAGUGUGAAUAUUCUCGAGGAAAACGACAUAGUGAUGGACUUUGCUCACAGUGUUUACCUGCCUAUCGAAGCCACUAAAAUGGCAGUUGAAAACAAUGGCUCAUUUGCUGGAGUUCUGCGUUUUCCAAAUAUUUCUGAGAUCGACAAAAAUCGUUCCCUUCUCAAUAAUGAAAUGCUGGGGAUUGAAAUGGGAGCAAACAUAUUUAAUCUCUCAAAAACCAUCGACCUUCACUUCAGUAAUUUGAACAUGACUGGAUUCAAUGCCACUUGUGUAUCAUGGGAUGGCAAUAAUUAUGAGAAUAAUGUAAACUGGAUCACAGAUGGCUGUCUAACAAAAAAGGGCAAUGACACCAUCACAUGCCAUUGCUCUCAUCUCACAUUUUUUGCUAUUCUCAUGUCACCAUUCGCCAUUGGUAAUACCAAUAAUAAUGGUAACCCUAAUAAUACCACUGGGAAGAUCAGCUCCUCUGACCUGAAAACCCUGACCCAAAUCACAAAAGCCGGCUGCGGCAUGUCGAUGUUCUUCCUGGGUGUGGCUCUCUUCAUGCAUUUUCUCAUAAGGAAAAAUAAAGCCAGCCAAGCUGUAAAGAUCCUGAUGAAUCUGUUUAUCGCCCUGUUCGUCCUGAACUUUUGCUUCCUGAUAAAUGAGUCAAUUGCUGACCUGAAGGUCAUGGCAGCAUGUGUGGCGAUGGCAGCGGUUCUGCACUAUAGCAUGCUGGCCACAUUCACAUGGUUCUUCAUGCAGGCUUUGCACCUUUACUUCAAUCUGUACAAAAUCCCCACAGACAUCAAAAAUUACAUGUUCAAGAUUUGCAGUGUUGGAUGGGUUAUUCCAUCUGUGGUGGUGGUUGGACUUCUUGCUUCAAACAAAUAUAACUACAUUGAAGUUUCUGAUGAUAACGGAACCUCAGUAGCUAUGUGCUGGAUCCCUGAUCCUAUAAUCCACACAGGAGUUAACAUUGGUUACUAUAGCAUUGUGUUCAUCUUCACUUUAACCAUAUUCACAGUAACCGCAGUGCAGAUCACACACGUUGCUUCCAAACAAACAAAAACCCAGGAAAACAGUUCAACCAAAAAAAGGGUUUUCUCUCUUCUGGGUCUUUUCUGCCUUUUGGGCAUCACCUGGGGGUUUGCUUUUUUUAGCCACGGUCCUCUGCUCCUUCCCUCCUACUACAUCUUCACCAUCCUCAACUCCUUUCAAGGUUUUUUCCUGUUCGUCUACUACUACUUUUCAAGCAGGAUAGCUGUAGAAGACACAAAAAACCCUAAAAGUGGUUCCACAGAAAAUGUGCACACCUAUGGAUAAGUUACUAAUUUCCCCAUCCUUAGUUUGUCUCACCAAUAUAUAUUUGUUGUGUAUGGGGAUUUGGAGUUAUAUUGUUAAAAGUUAAAGAGAACUUGUGGAAUCAGAGGGUUUUUAUUAUAUCCAUAGAAGCAGAACUUCAAAACAUUUGCUAUUGGACUUUUGGUAUGUAGGUAAUAGGAGUGGAUAUGUCGGGUGAGUGUCCCCAAACUGAUUGACUUACAGUAUCUGCGCCGACUACACUGUAAAUUAACAUUCAUUAAGGGAGUCACAUAUCGAAGAGAGGAAUCGAAAGAUAUGAAGCAAAACACCCAUCAGAACUGAAAAAUCAAUAACAAAAGACAAGAAAAGAGAAAGAGGAGGACCAUGAUUUGAACAUCAUAGAUGCCUACAAUUAAGUAUUUGUGCCAUUCAAUAAGAGCUAAAAGUCUAGUCAGAAAUGAAAAAAGACCUGAUUAGUUUCAAAUAAGCCUGAAAAAAGUCUUAACAUGCUUCUGCGAUUACAUAAACAGCAAAGUUACUGAAAUGAGCCAGGACUUAAAAGACAUGGUUCACCAAGUUGAUGUGGCAGAACAGAAGAUUGCUAAAGAUGCUUUCAAGCCAAAGUAAUGGACCUUGAAUCCUGUUCACAAAACAUUUAGGUUCCUUUGGGUAUAAAAAUCGAACAUACCGCUGUUAAUAAGGCAGGACUGUGUAGUUGUAGUGUAAAAUGUGUUGUAAAGGACUGUUCAAGUCAAUUCAUACGCAAUUCCAAAUCUUUUACGGGGUAAAAAAAAUAUUCUGGUUGCAUAAAUAUGGACACUCUUAUAUAAUUGUAAAUGUGGCUAAAACAAAGUGGUGGCAGUAUCAUGGUUUGGGGCUUUUUCCUUUGUUGGAACUGGGACUUUAGUAAAGGGAGGGAAAUAUUACCAGUUCCAAAUACCAGUCAGCAUUGGCAGGGCUUUACUAGAAGGAUAAAGAGGCAAAAGCAACAGAUGACGUGAAAAAGAGGAAUGGAGAAAUAACCUAGAUCCACAUUGCUUCAUUAGAGAAGUUGAAGAAUAUAACAAGAGUGAGAGGGGAAAUUUGGGGGUACAUAAUCUAGGAGUUGCAUGUUAAAGUGUGGUUUCUUUUAAAAUAUUAAUUAUGUAAUAUUGUGCUGAUUUAGAGAUUUAAAAAUGUUUUUUUUUUAUAUAUUCCAUGAUUGUUUAAAUUAUUAAUGUAUUAAACUCUGAAAUGCAUGCUUGUCUUUUAUUACUUACAA